AUGUCUGAUCUAAAGCAGCGGAAGGAGGACUUUGUUUCCGGAUUAACUGGAGGCUCAAUUGAAGAGAUCAAUUGUGUAACUUCGGUAGCUAUUUGCGCUUAUUUCUGCUGGAAUUUGAUCAAUUCUACAACGAGCAAUGCUCAAGUCAGUCACAUAAUAGACUUUCUACUGAACUGGGGCGGGCUUUUGCUCUCGAUUACCACAUAUUCUGAUAGUCCCCUGAGGUUACAUCUUUUCAUUCUGGUGCCAUCUGUGAUCUACUGGCUUGGUACCAGAAGCUCUGCAUCUGCAGUGCACCAGGGGCGUUCCAAGAACUCAAGGCUACGCGAUCCAUCCAAAGCUGAACAAAGAGAGUUCGAACUUGUUAAAAGACCCUUCAUUACAGCGUAUCGUGGGAGCAUGAUGGUGGUCACAGUCUUGGCCAUACUUGCGGUCGAUUUCCAGAUUUUUCCACGCAGGUUUGCGAAAGUCGAAACCUGGGGAAGCUCUCUGAUGGACCUAGGAGUAGGCUCUUUCGUCUUCAGCAAUGGUCUCGUUUCGUCGCGUGUGCUGUUUAAAGCUAAACAGAGUGGUCAGAAGCCUAACUUCGCUCAGAAAUUGGUCGGGGCAAUUAAAUCAAGUGGCAGCAUUCUGGUAUUGGGCUUGUUACGAUUGUACUUCGUCAAGAACCUGGAAUAUCAGGAACACGUUACGGAAUACGGUGUUCACUGGAACUUUUUUAUCACACUUGCUUUGCUCCCGCUAGCUAUGAUACCACUCGAUGCGAUUAUCGAAUAUGUUCCAAGAGUUUUGGUGGCUUUGGCUAUGUCUACUGUUUACGACUUCUUCAUGAUCUUUAAGGAACGGUUUUUGAGCUUCUUGAUAGAUUCUCCACGAAAUUCGCUGAUCAACGCCAAUCGCGAGGGCAUUUUCUCGUUCGUGGGAUACUGCUCCAUCUUUCUAUGGGGUCAAACUACAGGAUUCUACACAUUGGGAAGUGAUGUGACUAAGAAUAAUCUAUACAUUGCCUCAAUUUCACCAGUGACCCAGGUCAGAAAACUAAGUGGGUGGGAUAAACUGACAUCAAAAAGACCACUCAGCGGUUUGCUGAUCUGGUCUUUCCUCUCGAUGUCUGCCGCUCAAAUAGUAUUUGCAUGGCAUCCUUUCAACAUCUCGAGACGUUUCGCUAAUUUUCCCUAUGUCAUUUGGGUUGUGUCGUAUAAUACCGGUGCCUUGACGCUUUAUUGCCUUGUAGACACGCUUUUUGGUAAUCAGCCCUCCAGGGAGAAAAUCUCACCAGCACUAGAGGCCCUCAACUCAAAUGGCCUCUUUCUAUUCCUCCUGGCCAACAUAAGUACGGGCUUGAUUAACAUGACGAUACCCACGAUCGACAUGUCUCCCACCUGGUCGUUUCUGAUUCUGUUAGCUUACGCUUCAUUUUUGGCUUCGGUCGCAGCGAUUAUGCUGAAAAGAGGACUAUCUAUAAAACUUUAG
This is a messenger RNA of Lachancea meyersii CBS 8951, 1473 nucleotides long. NCBI's taxonomy places the organism in Eukaryota, Fungi, Ascomycota, Saccharomycetes, Saccharomycetales, Saccharomycetaceae. The record is from the annotation of a GenBank genome assembly.